AUGUAAUUUUACUCAGGACGUAUUCAAAAUCGGUUCGAGCGCAGAACCAAAGAAACAAAUUUUAGUUAAAUGAGAGUUAGCGGAGCGAGUCCGAGACCGAGACCGAGAGAGUAGAAAAAGGGAAAAUGGAGCGUGGAUCCGAUGUAGAACCAAAGGAGUUAAUGACCCAGCUGAAGCAACAGAUUGCGCUGGCCAAUGUCCAGGAGCUGUUAGCCACUGUCACCUGCAAGUGCUUCGAGAAGUGCGUGACAAAGCCGCGCGACCACUUGAGCGGACCGGAGCAGAGCUGCAUCCAUCUGUGCAUGGAUCGAUACCUAGACUCCUUUCGCCUCUGCGCGCACACCUACGGCCAUCGGCUCCGGCGCGAGUAUAGCCGUCAGCGCAGCUGAGAUGGGUUUUCAAAUUGGGCUUUCGAUCGAGGCGGAAGCUGUGGCUGCUGCCAAUGAUUCUGGAUGCUGGCACGGAUGGGUCUGUUAGCCACCCGCUUCCACGAAUCAUUUCAUUAGUUUAGCCCAAAUACAUAGUCAGACUUACACGCGCGCGCACACUCAAAAGCAAAGUUCAGUU
This is a messenger RNA of Drosophila novamexicana, 567 nucleotides long. RefSeq names its product mitochondrial import inner membrane translocase subunit Tim13-like. The record is from RefSeq and is a predicted model, not a curated record. Bases 126 to 389 code for a protein of 87 amino acids. Lineage: Eukaryota; Metazoa; Arthropoda; Insecta; Diptera; Drosophilidae. The transcript has a single exon.